CAGCUUAUUGACAUUUGUGAUUUCAUUUAGUUUUGUUUACAUUCGUGAUUUUCGCCAAGUAAAUUUUAAUUGAAAUUAUCCAUAUUUAAAACAAUGUCCAAUGAUAAACGCACCAUAUAUGUGGGUGCGCUAGCAGAUGAAGUCACCGAAAAACUAUUGAAUGAUGCCUUCAUACCCUUCGGCGACAUUGCUGAUAUACAAAUGCCGGUCGACUAUGAAUCACAAAAGCAUCGCGGAUUUGCAUUUAUCGAAUAUGAAAUGUCCGAAGAUGCUGCUGCUGCAAUAGAUAAUAUGAACGAUUCGGAACUUUGUGGUCGCACGAUACGCGUAAAUCUCGCCAAGCCAGUGCGCAUCAAAGAGGGCAGCUUCAAACCUGUUUGGGCGGAAGAUGAAUGGUUACAGAAACAUGCCGGCGCAACAUUGAAAGGGGAUGAGGCUGAAACAUCUGAAGGUGGUACUGCUGUUGUCGAAGGUAGUGAAGUGUCUAAUAGCAAACCGAGCGGGCCAGCGGUUAUCGAGAAAGCAGAGCAGCGUAACCCACAAGUCUUCUUCGACAUACGGAUCAGCGGUCACGAUGUAGGACGAAUCAUUAUGCUGUUACGCGCUGAUGUAGUGCCAAAGACGGCGGAGAAUUUUCGUGCGCUGUGCACGCAUGAGCAAGGCUUCGGUUAUAAGGGCAGCACUUUUCAUCGCGUCAUACCAGAAUUUAUGUGUCAAGGUGGCGAUUUUACAAACAACAAUGGCACUGGUGGAAAAUCUAUAUAUGGGAAGAAGUUCGCCGACGAAAAUUUCACGUUGAAGCACAAUGGUUUUGGUACUUUAUCAAUGGCAAAUUCAGGAGCCAACACAAACGGCUCACAGUUCUUCAUUUGCACGACUAAAACCGAUUGGCUGGAUAACAAACACGUGGUUUUCGGUCAUGUUAUAAGUGGCGCCGAUGUUGUGCGAAAGAUGGAACGCUGUGGUAGCAAAUCUGGUACGCCAACGCAGAAAAUUGUAAUUUACUCUUGUGGAGAAUUGAAAUAACCAUAAAUAUGAAAUUUUAUUAAAA
Messenger RNA from Rhagoletis pomonella (apple maggot), 1051 nucleotides. RefSeq names its product peptidyl-prolyl cis-trans isomerase E (gene cyp33). The coding region runs from base 94 to 1026 and encodes 310 amino acids. NCBI's taxonomy places the organism in Eukaryota, Metazoa, Arthropoda, Insecta, Diptera, Tephritidae. The record is from RefSeq and is a predicted model, not a curated record. Gene Ontology annotation, biological process: protein peptidyl-prolyl isomerization; protein folding. Gene Ontology annotation, molecular function: RNA binding; peptidyl-prolyl cis-trans isomerase activity. The transcript has 4 exons. Gene Ontology annotation, cellular component: intracellular membrane-bounded organelle.